CAUUAACCAACAACUUAAAUCUGCUUUAAGAAAUCUAAAAACAUUAGUAAUCAUAAUAAAAUUAUUAUAAUAUGUUAUAAUGGCAAACAUAUAUUUUUCCAGAAUAAAAAACGCACACUUAGUUCUCAUGAGUGGUGACGUAUGAAUUCCACGCAGAGCUCAAACACACGCGCGCAGACACACACACACACACACACACACACACACACACACACACACACAUUCCUGGUGGGAGUGAGCGAGCGAGCACACGCGCAGUCCAUCUCUCCUCACUCUGAAGCUCGCUCGCCUCGCUCUCAGUUAUCCCACGCAUCACGCACCGUCAAGUUGACUGUCGCCAUGCGGGAUCACAGGCGUGCAGCUGCUUUCAUGUGAUCAUCUCUCCGGCUGCAGGUGAGAAAGCGCUGAGUGCGUGCCGCGCUGCCCAGAACUGUGGUGCCACGGAUGCGCUUUACGCUGCUGCAUGAAUGCUUGGUCAUAACCCUUGGAUUUCAGCAUUAUUGCAAAGGACGGCGAUGCGUUUGGUCCAGCAGCGGUCUGAGUGCGCUCGGUGAUGGAUGUCUUGUAUAUUUUUCCUCUUGGGAAUUAAGGAAGGUUAAUGGAGAGCCGUGCGCUUCCGUGCGCCUUUUGAACAAACUGCGUCUUUCGGGCUUGUGCAUGCCUGCGUUGAGAUUUGCACAUUAAUGCUGGGUCAUUCGGCAUUACUGAUGUAAAAAUGCUGAACAACAUUCUGCUACUGAGUGUUUUAACGGUCACCAGUCUCCCAUCAAAGACAGAGAGCCGCAAAACUUCCAAAGACAUCUGCAAGAACCGGUGCUCGUGCGAGGAGAAGGAGAACGCAUUAAACAUCAACUGUGAAAACAAGGGUUUCACCACGGUCAGUCUGUUUCAGCCUCCGCAAAACAAAAUCAGCCAACUCUUUCUGAAUGGAAACUUUCUCACCAAGCUCAGCCCAAACGAAUUCUUCAAUUAUGGUAAUGUAACAUCUCUGCAUUUGGGUAAUAAUGGCUUGCAGGAAAUUAAACCGGGGGCGUUCAAUGGGUUAAAAAACUUAAAACGUCUCCAUCUUAAUAACAAUAACUUAGAAAUCAUUAGAGAGGACACUUUUUCUGGUCUGGAAAGUUUGGAGUAUUUGCAGGCUGAUUACAAUUAUAUUAGUGCCAUUGAAGCAGGCGCGUUUAAUAAACUGAAUAAACUCAAAGUGCUGAUACUCAACGACAACCUUUUGCUUUCUCUGCCUAAUAACAUAUUUCGCUUUGUCAUGUUGACGCAUUUGGAUUUACGGGGAAAUCGACUGAAAACGCUGCCGUUUGCUGGCGUCCUGGAGCACAUAGGUGGAAUAAUGGAAAUCCAGCUGGAGGAGAACCCAUGGAAUUGCACUUGCGAUUUGAUACCUCUGAAAGCCUGGCUGGAUACAAUUUCGGUCUACGUGGGGGAUAUCGUUUGCGAGACGCCUUUCAGACUGCACGGCAAAGACGUCACGCAGUUGAUAAAGCAAGACCUUUGCCCUAGACGCAAUCCUGGAGACGCGAGUCACCGCGCAAUGCAGCCGCCGUCUGACUCGCAAUACCAGGCUCCAUCUCCGACCCUUCGUGCCCGGGUGACGCCGACCAGAGCCCCAAAGGCGUCCCGCCCCCCCAAAUUAAGAUACCGUCCCACACCGCGCGUCACGUCCAGCAGAGACAAACACGUAUUCGGGCCUAUCAUGGUGUACCAGACACGGUCGCCGGUUCCAAUUACGUGUCCGAGCGUUUGCGUGUGCACAUCACAAAAUCCAGACAGCGGAUUAAACAUCAAUUGCCAGGAACGCAAACUUCAAAACAUAUCUGAACUUCAACCCAAACCAUCCUAUCCAAAGAAACUGCAUUUAACUGGUAACUAUUUGCAAACCAUAUACAGGACGGACCUGACGGAGUACAGCACCCUCGAGCUUCUGCACUUGGGAAAUAACAGAAUAGCAAUCAUUCAGGACGGAGCAUUUGAGAAUCUGACGAGCCUGCGAAGGCUGUACCUGAAUGGCAACUACAUUGAAAGCCUGUCUCAGUCUUUAUUCGCUGGGAUGCAAAGUUUGCAAUAUCUCUACUUGGAAUAUAACAUCAUCAAAGAGAUAUUACCCCUUACAUUCAACUCGCUGCACAACCUACAGCUUUUGUUUCUUAAUAAUAACCUCCUGAGAUCACUUCCCGACAAUGUGUUCGGAGGAACCAUGCUGACAAGGCUUAAUCUCAGAAACAAUCAUUUCUCACAUCUCCCAGUGCGCGGGGUGCUCGACCAGCUCUCCGCCUUCAUACAAAUUGAUCUCCAGGAGAACCCGUGGGACUGCACGUGUGAUAUCGUGGAGCUGAAGAACUGGAUGGAGCUGUCCAGCACCAGCGUGGUUGUGAACGAGAUCACAUGCGACUCGCCAUCCAAACACGCAGGCAGGCUUUUGCGCUCUCUUCGCAACGACGCCAUCUGCUCGGAACCGGAUGAGGUUCCUGUGACCAAAGCUCCCACCGUGGUGAGCUCGAGCACCGAAGCGACCCCUUUUCCUACCGUAACCCCCACGGACAGAGUGCCCGAGAUGCCCCCGGAGGUGCCGCUGUCCGUUCUCAUCUUGGGCCUGCUCGUCGUGUUCAUCCUCUCCGUGUGCUUCGGGGCGGGUUUGUUCGUGUUCGUCCUCAAACGUCGCAAGGGGGUCGAGAGCGUCCCCUCGGGUGCCAAUAACCAUUUGGACUUGAACUCUUUCCAAGUACAGUACGGCUCUUACAACCCAGACGCCGGCGCGGAUAAAACCGAUAAUCACGUGUACAACUAUAUCCCUCCGCCUGUAGGUCAGAUGUGCCAAAAUCCCAUUUACAUGCAGAAGGAAAGCGAGCAGGUGGCUUAUUACCGGAACCUGAAAAAGGAGCUGAGCUUCGGCACACUUGACCCCAAAAAGGACGAACUCAAUCGCAGCCCGGCUUACACUAUAAGCACAGUGGAGUUUAUUGAUAAGCAGCCGUGCGCCAAGCGCGAACCGGAGCUGCUUUACCAGAACCUUGUGGAAAGGGCAAAAGAUCUGCCCCAGUCAGGGCCGCUCAGCUAUAACUUUUGCACUUUACCCAAAAAAUCCUUCAUUGCACCAUACGAGACCACCCGACGGCAUAACCAGGAUCGAUUAAACAAAACCGUGCUCUACGGGACCCCGAGAAAAUAUGCCGCACAGUCCAAAAACGAGCUGUCCAACAAGCUUAAAACCGAGCCGGACUACCUCGAAGUUCUGGAGAAACAAACUGCGAUGAGUCAGUUGUAAUAUGGAGUCCACGUAGGCCUGUGUCAUGUGUAUGAAACCACAUAAGACGAUAUAAAACAUCACAAACCCAAGCCUUCCGUCUUCUUUUAGAGGCUGUCUACAUCGCCGCAAUUUAAAGAUAUAUUAUUUUCUCUAAGGUUUAAAUUAUUUCUUCUACUUGAAACGUCAAGACUGUAGCAGUUGUCGCAAGAAUAUGUAUAGCUUACAGCUUCAUGCUUUGUUUUUGUAAUAUGAAAUCUAUUUUCUCUCAGAUGACAGGGUUGUUGAAAUGACAUUCCUGUAGAUUAUAUCGGAUGGUGAGUGCAACACAAGUUCCUGGUUCCAGAAGUGCCUUUUGCACUUAAAGUAUUUUAUCUCUGCUUUCUGCUAAUCGACUUUUUAUAAGUGCUGUAUUUUAAGACUCUUUAUUGUAAAAUAGGAUUAUUUGUCCAUUGCAUUAAACUGAAGAAAGGUUAAAUGGCACUCCGUUGUUGGGUAAAAUAUUAUUUUCAUUGCUGCAGCUCGAAAAUCGGCUAGCUCAAAAUAGUUACAGUCAAAACUGAUUUAUUUAAAAUGAAGAAAGCAGAUGCUCGGUGAUGGAUGUGGAUUGAACAGUGUUAUGCGGCACGUCUGAGCUGCGUUAAUGGCACGUGCAGUGUGUGUGUGUGUGUGUGUGUGUGUGUGUGUGUGUGUGUGUGUGUGUGUGUGUGUGUGUGUGUGUGUGUGUGUGUGUGUGUGUGUGUGUGUGUGCGCGUGCUUAAGGCCCAUAGCUGACAGUUUAUACUAAACGAGUUUAUACUUGAUUGUCCAUAAAGGUAGAGAAACUGAAAAAAUACAGUGUUUAAAGACAAUUGCUGCAGAAAGAGUUUAUAUUUUCAUACAUGUGUACUUUGUCUGAUUUUUCUUAACGUGACGCAAUGGCUUGGUUACUGCGUGUCUGAUAUGCGUUAUUCUUAAAUGUUUGUUUAAUUGACAUCAGUUUGCACUUUACUAUUAGAAAUCCCGGUCGCUGUCCAUGGUGCUAAAAGUGUUUGCAUUGGUUGAUAGCGCAAUGCUGUUGUCUCAGUGCUGAAUAUCGUCACUUAUUUGAAUAUGCCUUAUGUAAAUUACCUUAAUGAUUUGAUCAAUGAUAUAUGGAUGUUAUAUUCCUUAUAAAUAAGACGAGCAUUAUUAUUAGCACCAAAAUCUGUUUUAUAUAUAGGCUAUAAUGUUUUGUUGAUUUUAAGUUCCUUUCCUUUUUAAGUUUACAUAUUUUUAAAGAACCUCAUGCUGUUAUUGCAGAUCUCUAUACAAAAACACUUUUUUAUUUUGUUACAUUUCAUUAAUAAUUAAUUACCUUGCUAAAAUGUUUGCAAGGGAUCUUAGCAUCUUGAGUUUAAACGAGGCAAAUAUAUUUCCCCUUUGGGAAGAAAUGAGCGCUUGAUGUAAGAGAAUGUUUUUCAUCCAGUUUUAAAUGGAGUACAAUGAGCCUCUGUGUGGCUGUUUCCUGGUGUGGCUGCACAUGCUCUGCACAUCAAUGAGCGGCCUGACCAGCAAAAAGCUUUCUGCUCUAGAUGGAGACGUCAUGCCUUGGUUUGAUCUAAAUUGUUGAGCUCUAAUCGGUUUAUGCAAAGCUAGCGAGGCUGUUUCAUUGAUGCAGAUUCAAAUCACAAAUACAGUUGGUUCCAGUUUACUUUGUGUGUCUUUCUCAUUUUGCGUGAAUGUGCAUAGAUGCAUAUCAUAUAUGCAUUACAGAUGCAGUUGGAUUGGGUGUAAGUUUCAGAUGCAUGUGAUUAUGCAAAAUAUUUUUUAUAAGUCUGAGGAGUGUGCAGUCCAUCAGUUACAGUACAACCAUAUCAUUUUUUUUUAGAGGUGACUUCCUGCUGUGUGGAUAGUGAACUACUGUAGGUUUAUUGAAGAGAGAGCUUUGGAGACCCAGCAGUGCUGCAGCGCUUUUACGCCAGUAGCGAUGAAUUAUGUCAAGACGGUCGAAUGUAGUUGGCUCCAGAUUCAAAUCAAUGGAAGUGAUUCGAGAGGCUUGCUGCUGGGGGCUUGUCCUCAAACUUUCCUGGCUCACUUUAGCUAUGCCUAUGGGCAGCUUCCAACUUUUCCCAUAUAAAUCAUUAACUCUACUUUUUAUUCAUCUCUGGUUUGCAGGCAUGUGACUACCAGGAAGAGCAAGUAAUUUUUGUGGCUCUGAACUGUGAUGUAUUCAUGACGGGCUUAACUUUGAUUUACUGAGUCAGUAUGUAGAUCUCUUGAGUAACUGCAGAGCCGGAAGGCAAAUUCUUUGCAAGGCAAUGACGUCUGAACUGUACAGUAGUGUUGCGGCAAAGAACUGAAUAUUAGGCAUUUUGAUGGACUCAUUCUCAUUUUUAUGUGCAUUAUAUUAUAUUACAGACCAAUAUCAUAUUAAGACCUUAAAAAUCAAUGGGCCACGUAUUCAGUCAGUUUUAACCUUAUUCGUGUUUUACAUGAUGUAUUAGUUGAUUAUUUUUAGUAACUAGGCAUGAUUUUGUAUUACAAAUUUUCCCAAAACCAUUAUGGCAGAGAUGCAACACAGUUUAAGUCCUAAAGUUAUUUAAUUAGAUAUACUGCACAGCAGCACUCUUGCACAACAUGCUACUGUUUUUGUUCUUGCACUAAUAAGUAAAGAAAUUAAUUGGAGCAUGAUCAAGUUACAAUGAGCACAUACAGUAGAUGGAUAUCAGUGAUUCAGCUUAUGGAUCCAGUUAAAAACACAUGCUGCGUGAGGAAAACAGCUUGAGGAUAGCCAUCGAGGGACCACUCAAGACCACUCGCAGGGAUCUCGAGAGCUCCAAUCAAACAAAGUGAUAGUAGAGCAUGUAGUGAUAUCAGAGAAGCAUCGCUGUGUGCCAAGACCUGAAUAUUCACUAUCUGGCUAAACGUGUUUGAAACAAAUUAAAAGUUCAAAAUAAAACAUACACUUCUUACUAUAUGCACUGAUGUAUUGGGCUAUCAUCAGUAUUGCAUAUUGAUACAAGCAAUAUUUCUGACUAUCGGAAGUUGGCGGAUUGUUUUAAAAACAGCCAAUGGUUGUGGCAGAUUAAUAAAAGGGUCAGAAAAAGCAUCAGAACUCAUGUGAUUAUUUUGAAUUGGGAGACAAUGACAACUAGUGCUGGGACAAUACAUUGCGAUACAUACGUCUGAUAUCGAUUCUGAAUCGCAAAGGCAAUAUUAUGCAUAAAAAUUUCAUGUACUAUGGCCCUCUUAACAGUAGGAAGUCUAUAUCAAUCUGAAAUCACUUUUAGUUUGAGUCAUUAAUAACAUGCAUUUGAAAAAGCAACACUCGUCAAACAUAAUCAUUAUAAAUAUUCUUUCUUAUCAUGAAAAUACAUAAAAAGGUUUGAUUAACAUAUAGAUAUGCUUAUAGGCAUUUCAUGGAGCAGAAAUGGUUCUUCUUCUGCGGUGCAUAUUGAGGUGCACGAGAACGGCUUUUGGAUGUAACAGCAUUGCACUGUAAUCUUUAAAGGUGGGGUGCAUGAUCUCUGAAAGCCAAUGUUGACAUUUGAAAUCACCUAAACAAACACACCCCUACCCUAAUAGAAUCUUGACCUUCUUUUGAUAGACCCCACAGAUAUGCAACCCAGGCAACAAUGUUGGUUAGUAGACACGCCUCUUACUGCUGAUUGGCUACAAGUGUGUUUUGGUAGUCGUUCGUGUUUUUCAAAAAUCACGCACCCUGCCUUUAAGAAGCAAAGUAAGCAUCAUCGCACAAUUUAUCAUCCCAGCCGUAAUGACAACAGAAUUAAAUAGUUAUUAUAAGUUAUUUUUCAGUAUUUAUUAUAAGUAAAAAGCUAAACUGUCGGUAUCUAUUGGUAUGAUGUCAUUCUAAGUUGACGAAUAUCGGUAUUACUGAGAUUUUUUAUCAGUUCAUCUCUACUACUGACUGCAAGUUUUCACUCAGCAUGAUAUCAAAUGACCUGUAUUGACUUUUUUUGAAAAAAAAAAAAAAUAGACCAAUGCAAAAUUAUUUUCAGUUUUUCUAAAAUGUACUAUUUUAGAUAUGUGUUUAGAUAAAAUGGCAAUGCUUUCCCGUGGCAAUUCAUAUGUAUUUUACAAGGUGGCGAAUCCGUACGACCACAUUUGUACAUUUUGAACAAUUUGCUUUUGCCCAGUGAUGUUGGGGUUAGGGGUGGGGUUACAUUAUUGUUUUGUUUUUUUCGUUUGUUUGAUAAUCGUAUGUUUUUGUACGAUUCACCUCCUACAAAAUUCUUACAAAAUAGCCAACUUGUAAAAUCCGUACGAAUUCUCAUAAAAUCAGGUUGAGAAUGAUAGUUUAUGUUUCAUUCUGUGAGAUAUUAAAAACAUGUAUUUUAUAUGUCAAAAAAAAAAAGAUUAAUUUGAGAUUAAUUUGAAUUUAUUCACAAUUUUUGCUCAUUUUUCCAUGGCAUUCUCACAGAUCUCCGGAUUUUUCCGUGGCAUUCUCACGGAUUGGUUACUCAACUGCUUUUUCCAAUUUUUUUAAACCAUUGUUACAUCGGUUUAGGGUUAGAUUUGGUGUUUGUGUUAGUAUGUCACUUUAAGUAUUGGUUUGUACUAUUUUUUUUCUUAUUUAUUCUUUUAUUUUUUCUAAACUUUAAACAAUUGUGGCCUGGCGUUGGGGUUAGAGUUGGGCUUGGGAAAGGAUGUAAUUUUAUGUAAAUCUAACCCUAAACCGAAGCGACAAUGGUAAGAAAAAAGGACAAAACAGUUGAGUAACCAAUCCGUGAGAAUGCCACAGAAAAAUGAACAAAUUUGGAAAUUCGUGAGAUAAUGUUGAUAAAAAAAUAGACAAACAGGUGAACUUAACAAAAAAAAAGAUGCAAUGAUUUCAGACCUCAAAUAUUGCAAAGAAAAGUUUAUAUAAUGUUUUUAUAAACAACACAAUACUUAAGUUUUGCAUGUAUUUAAAAAUAGUUCAAUAAUUAAUAUUAGAUGGAAUAACCAUGAUUUUUAUUCACAGCUGGCAUGCUCUCUAUCCGUUUUUAACAUUGCUGUUAAUGUCACUUCUGAGGUUUACUUUUGCUGGAUUCAAGCAUCCACUGGAAUGAGAUAACUGCCAUAAAUGUAGACAUGCUGAUUUAAAGCAAAUCUGGAGUGGUCUCUUAAUUUUUUAAAGUCCUAUUAAGGAGUAUUCAUUGGUUCCAACACGAAAAAGUUUGUCAUUGUAAUUUUUACCAAAAAUAUCUGAGCAAUCAUCACAUAAAAUAGUUAGCAUGUUUCAUGUUGCCUUCUGGUGUGUUUUAUGAUAUUUUUAGGUUUUAAGAAAAAAUUGCAAUUCCAAAAUGCUUUAGUGAACUUUUCAGAGAAUGUUUGUCAAAUGACGAUGAGACAAACAGUGACAUUAACACCAAAACAACCCGUACAACAAACAAGCUUGCAGUUUAAUGUAAAUCUCGUAAACCGUUUUAUGUGAUAACAGCAGGAGUGUGAGUGUGUGAUUGUCUGCAGUCAGAUUUAGGGAUGAGACUUUGUGUAUAAUCGUUCUUCUGUGUAUGUCUGAUGAAUAAUGUAUUUGUUUCAUGGCCGCGUAAUCAUUUAGGCAUUAAUGAUGAGCUGCGUUGGAAGCUGACAGGGUGUUUCGCACAACUGUCACAGUACAAACUGCCUCAUAGGGCUUGACGACUGCCGUAAAAGCGUUUCUCUGGAAACAACUGCAAAAUAUAUCUACAGUACGGCCAGCACAGCGCCAUUUGUUUAAAGUGCUCAGCUAUAAUUCUCUCCAAAGUGUGGAAGGGCUUGGAAUUGUAUACCUAAACAUAUCCUUUUGUACUUUGUAUUUCAUUGUUAGGGUUGAAACUCUUUAAAAAAUAUGCAUGUGUGCUAUCGAUUGCACACACGCAGAUGCAAGAGUAAGAUAUGCAUAAGUACUGCAUGCAUCUCUAUUUAUGCUUUCCAUAUAGGAUAACCUUUGCAAAUGUUAUGUCCCGCCUGUCUUUUGAAACGUUGUAUCAAAAGAUCUGCCCUCGCCUGCGAGCUUAAGGCACAAAGCAAAGAGAGUCGGGUAUUGUGUGAUGAGUAGGACAACGUGAGAUCGAAGCGGUAGCUUUGCGGUUCACAGAGAGGGCAACAGUAAUGGAGAUGAGGAAGUGAUGUAAAUAUACCUCAAACAGAAAUUGACCCUUAAUGUCCGAGAAUACGAAUGGGUCAGUGUGAGAGCUUGUGCAUGUCUUAACUGCACCCAAUACACACUGUGAUGUUGUAGUGGGUUUCACUUAAAUAAUAACCAUAAACGUUCAUCACGACAAUCAUUAUAUUCCACUUAAGGUUCGCGAGACCAUCAUCAGCAGGCGGGAAAUUAUUUACAAGCUAGUGUAACGGGCGACAAGAAGUAGCAACAAAAAUAAAACCGGUUCCUUUCCUUGAAGUCCAAUUAUGUUAGAUAAAGCACAAUGCUUCUUUCAUUGCCGUCUCUUCAUCUUAUUUCCUUCGGAGAAGCAGUGUAGAUAAAAGGAUUGCAUGGAAAAACGCAUUUUAACUAUGUGGUAUGCAAAAGACUUUCGAAUGAGAAGCUGGGGCUUAAUGGUGUAUUAAAACGAUUGGCUUUCAACCUAAUUUUAAACACAUGUCCAUUGAUUUUCACAGGGGUAAUGGUCACCGCUAUUUGCUUUCAUGCAUGUUUUGAUCUACGUGUUCCUAGGGAAUGCAUGCAAUGGUUGGAUACCACAUAAGUCACUAUGGACGAAAGCAUCUGCCCAUGUAGCUGGUAAAGCAUGAUGUUACACACACCAAUGUCACAGUUUUGAUGCAUAAGAAAUAUCACUGAUUAAACAUAUGGUUUGAUUGAGAAAACUCGAGCACCUGCCAAAUGCAUAAAUGCAAGAAAAGAAAAAGUCAACUUUAAAAACACCAGAUGGUGAUGUUACAAAGAUUAACUUGUAUUGCAUUUGGUAUAUCUCUUUGAAUGUAAUUCUCUCAGCCGACAUCCAUCACUGCUGCAAAAGCAUGAUUGUACUCGCUUUGACAGAAUUAGAGAGCAAAACCCAAAAUCUAUAAGAGGAAAAUCUAAGUGUAGACUACAUGUCAGCUAAAUGUUGACACAGAUCUAUGCUGAAUAAAAGAAAAGGGAUGCUGACGUUGUUCAGCACAAGUCUUUAAAGCGUAGAAAGUACAGUCGCCUGCAGGAAGCUUAAAAAAUGGCAGUGAAAACGCUUUUUGAAGUACAGCUGCUCUUGCUAAAGCUUUUCCAAACUGCAAAUUAAAACAGUUGGGUUUCGAUGUUUAUAUACCUUAACUUCAGUCACAUUUUCUUUGACAGCCUAAAGUAUCUAACGUUGACGCGUUGAUUGUUGCCUGAGGUAAAAAAUGCAUUAAGUCCUCAGUCAAUUAGACAUUUGAGGAAUUGCUUUAUAAUACUAGCUUUGCAUAGCCCUGAGCUAGAGUUCUGAAAGGGUCUUAUAUGGUUAUGGAAUACAAACACAUUGGUCUAUUGAGUAUAAGAGUGUCAAGUGUACUGUAUUUGGGCAAUAAAACGUAGCACAAAGACAGUUUCAAACAACAUCUAUGAGCUGAUUUGCAAACCCGCAAGGGUUUCGAUUGCACAAAAGCAAAAGUAAUAGCUUUGUCACCAAAGCAGAAUACUUUUUAUCCAGCCCUAAUACUUGCAUAGUCACAUGCAUCCCAUCACUUCAGGGGAAUGUUUAUUUUGGGCCGAACAUAAUUCGCCUCAGUCUGCAUGUAGGCCAGCUCCGAAAGCUUAGUGACAUCAGUCUGUUAAUCAGUCUUUCUCCCCCAAAGGAUCCAGCAGUCACAGAUGAUGGUUCAGAUUUCUUCAGGAUCGAUACGGGCCCAGGACACGUCCAAGCGGGACACCUCGGUGUCAAAUUGUUACUCAGUGGAGUACGGCUGACCACUGUGCCCUGGAGGAAAUAUUACAACCGUCAGCCUGUCCACUCUCGCUUCCCAUUCAAUCAUGCGUCCAAAAAUCGCCCGAGAGGAAACAAGCCAACCCAGUGAACGGUUGAGGGGUGACAUCAAUCCCUAUUCUGAAGUGAUGCGACGGCUGGUGUGGGUUCCUUCAUAUUAUAUAUUUGGCACUGGCAGUCAUUUGCCUCAUAGCACAUGCAUAUUUCAUACUCUAAUGCACAUAUAGGACAUCUUUGACUGGGUACAUGUGUGGAAAAUUAACUAUCCACACUUCAGGUGUAUCAGUUUAAAGAAGUACAACAGAAAGUGCCAAUGCUAUAAACUAACUCAUAUGUGUCAUUGGAGCGAUUACAUUUUUAUGUAUUUAUGUUUCAUGACUAAUGCUAGCUUAAUUGUUUUUCUAUUGCUCUUUAUGUUGCUUUACAGCUGAAUAAACUAAAAUGUCCACUCACUCGUAUAAAGCAUUGAGAUGUAGUGAAUCAAGUCUUUUGAAUGGGUUAUUUAACUAAAGCAUUAAAAAUGAAUGUCUCAUUUAUUUGUAGUGAAAUACAAGGAUGUAUUAAAAUAUUUUACACAUAUUUAAAAAACUUUUUUAAUGCUGCAGAUAUUGAUCUGAAGGACAUGUUUUAUGAACUCUAAAUAUAAGUUCAUCAUGUUCAAUGUUAAAGAUUAGCAGACAAAUUAAAUAUAUGAAGUGUUUGGUUCCAAAACGCAAUAAAUCCAUUUUGACUAAUUUGGGUAAAAUUGUAUUUUCUAUACCAAGAAAGUGACAAGAUGAAAACUACAAUUUUCUAUUACAAACUUUCACAUAGCAUCUUUAGGUUAUAAUAAAAAUAAAAUUCUAAUCUAUCAUUUGAUUUUUAAUAAUUUAUCGUAAAAACACAUUCUAUAAAUGGCUGGGUUAUUUUUGACCAGGUAAAUAUUGGACAGAACACAUGCUGGGUUAAAAAUAACCCAAUGUUGGGUUGUUGGUAUGCAACCAUAAAUUAUAAUAACCCAACAGUUGGGUUUAAACAACCCAGCAUUGGGUCAAUUUUAACCCAGCGGUGUGUUCUAUCCAAUAUUUACCCAUUAUAGGUCAAAAAUAACACAGCCAGUUUUAGAAUGUGAUAUUUUUUCUGCAAAAUGCAGUAAAUCCAUGCAAGUUUUUUUCCAAAUGCUAUAAAUCUAUUGAAUCCAUAUAUAAAUGUGCAUUCAUCUUUAUCAUGUUAUAUAAUUAUUUAGUUGACUAGUGGUAUAUACUGAUUAAAAAAUAAACAUUAAUGGCAUUAAUCAAUACACUUACUUUGACAUAUUAAGAACACUGUCAUUGCUGCGGUUAUACUUGGGGCGUCGUCGCUAAACUUUUUUGACAGCGAUCAGCUGUAAAAUGUUUUGGUUCUGCUUGAUUUUCGUUGACUUCAAGUAAUGAAAAGUUUUUUUCAUAAGAUCCCCUGGGUCAAUGUGUUAGCAUGACAGAAGCUUGAUGAGAACAAGCAACAGCCGACAUUUUUCCUUCGACCGAGUGCCUCUCACGUAAUUUAUUCGAUUUUGAUGGCUUACGUUUCUUCCCCUCACAGAAAACCACCACAGGUUUAUCAAUGCCAUCAAAAUUACUAUUUUGUUUUUGUUUGUUUGUUGAUCAAGAAGUACAAAGUAGAUGAGGAAAACUAGGAUUCUGUGUGUAAUCAAAGCGCCGCCAUUAAUGUUUACAUUGUGUGGAAUGGUGCACUGUGAUUGGUUGAGCGGAUUUAUUGCAUUCUGCAGAGGAGGAGGACUGGCGUUUAGGAAAAAUGGGAGAAAAGGUGACAGAAUAACACAGCGGAUAUUGGAUUUUGCAUAAAAUUAAGAAUUUACUUUUUAAUACUGACCUGAUAAAGUACUGAUUUUAGCAGUAACUCAUUAUUUAAAAAAAAAUGGCAUUUAUCGCAUUUUGGAACCAAACUCUUCAUUUGCUCCCAAAAGCAGUUUGUUCACCAUACUGAAGCAUCUCCCCUAUUUAUAUCAGUUAGAAAGUAGCCUCCUUGUCUAUACCUAUGUUAUGCUUUGCCCACCUCGCAGGCUCCCUCUACAGGUGGGGAGGAAAUUUAACAUAAAUGAUGAUUGAUAGCUGCAAAAAGCCACACGGUAUUUAAAAUGUAUAAGCACAGGCGUAUUCCCGUGCAUCUGCUUGUAUAGUAUACGUUAUAAGCCAGAGCUGAGAAAGUGCUGCAUUUUAAAUUAAGGCCAUUUGUCACGUACGUUGAAUCAUCUUUCCAACUACUGCAUCUGAAGCAAGAGACAGGAAAAGGAUUAGAUGUAUCCCUGUCUACAGCAAAACCCACUUAUUUCAUGCUCUCUUACAGCCACAGAACAAUGACCAGAGCAAUGACUGUGUGUUAGGAGGAGAGUUUAAGGUGUUUUUUGAUGAUUGAGGGUGAAUGGGAAAAUAAAGAUAAUAAAGAUAAAAAACACUGAAUAAAAGUGUUUUUUCUGAAGUAUUACAGAUUUAUUU
Molecule: messenger RNA, 13574 nt
Organism: Paramisgurnus dabryanus
Lineage: Eukaryota; Metazoa; Chordata; Actinopteri; Cypriniformes; Cobitidae
Gene: slitrk2
Product: SLIT and NTRK-like family, member 2
Biological process (GO): positive regulation of synapse assembly; axonogenesis
Cellular component (GO): glutamatergic synapse
Molecular function (GO): protein binding
Source: RefSeq, a predicted model, not a curated record